This is a messenger RNA of Harpegnathos saltator (Jerdon's jumping ant), 5910 nucleotides long. RefSeq names its product regulator of G protein signaling family member locomotion defects (gene loco). Bases 414 to 4418 code for a protein of 1334 amino acids. NCBI's taxonomy places the organism in Eukaryota, Metazoa, Arthropoda, Insecta, Hymenoptera, Formicidae. The transcript is spliced from 15 exons. Gene Ontology annotation, molecular function: GTPase activator activity; protein binding. Gene Ontology annotation, biological process: signal transduction; regulation of G protein-coupled receptor signaling pathway. Gene Ontology annotation, cellular component: cytoplasm; plasma membrane; nucleus. The record is from RefSeq and is a predicted model, not a curated record.
CAAAACAUUCGGUCGUCAUAGAACUUACACAGAGUUUACUAGGUGCGAGGCGCUCCCGACUACGAGUGAGGGAAAUCGGUCACGAAUGUGUUUGAGACAUCGCAGUCCGACGAACAUUUCUAUUAUUUUACGUCGAAUGGACCUGUGUUUGGUAUUCAAUACGGCCUACGAAUGAUCAGAAGAGGUGGGACUAGCAACCGCUACCACUCGGGAGCAAUUUCGAGCGACUUGGGUCGUCGCGCUGGCGAGUCGUUGGACGAGGAAUGCGCGCUGUAAAUACGCGGAGCACGAAUUAUGGAGCCGGGGAAUCGUCGUGGACGCGAUCCCGGAAGUGUCUUCGGCAACGGUGGUAAGCGCACGUGUUUUCUCCACGAGGAUCUCUCUUGACGAGCCGCGAGCACAGUGCGAGAAGCAUGCACCAGAACCAGAGGAGGAAGAAGAAGCGAGUGAAUUACGGCGUGCGGGCGGUCGAGGUGAUUCGCGGUGCGAAAGGCUUCGGCUUCACGAUAUCGGGCCAACAGCCAUGCAUACUGAGCUGCAUCGUGCAGGGCAGCCCAGCAGAGAACGCUGGCCUGCGUGCUGGCGACUACCUGGUGGCUGUCAACGGUCACAAUGUCAGCAAAGUACCGCACGACGACGUGGUGCAGCUGAUAGGCAACUCCAAGGGUGUGCUACGACUGCAAAUAGCUGAGAAUUACUAUUCUGAUUCAUCCGAUGAAGAAGGUCUGGCUACUGUGAGAUCCAAGCCCAAGUAUGCUCACAAACCUCGUGCCACUAACGCUGGUGCUCUGCAGUUGCAAUGCAGAGUGGCAAAGGUAGUGAGGGAUUUGCAGAGCGGAGCUAUGUUUCAUGCAGUUGGCUCUAGCACAAUGUCGGAGAAUAAGGAUCAUUAUGGUUACUCUGGCCUACACUAUCGCUGGAACAUGACGAGUCCUUUGCCACCGCCACCUCCUCCGGUGUCGCACAAACGUGAUUCUGAGAAAAUCGUUCAUAGAACAGUUGUUGGUUAUCUCGGUACCAUUGAUAUACCGAAUCAGUUGCACUCGUCGUGUAUGAUGCAGGUUUUGAGAAAAUGUAUCAAAAGACUGAAGGCGGAAAAGAGAAACCCGACGACUGUUCUUCUCACAAUUCAUGUUGCCAAUAUCAAGCUCACUAAUUCGGAGAAUCGUGUCAUCGCGGAAUAUCCCUCUUAUCGAAUAAUAUUUUGUAACUCUUUCUCCGAACAAGAUAAGCAGUAUUUUGGUAUAUUGACUAAAUCCAUGAGAGAUACGGACGACAUCGUCUCCAACUCGUGUCACGUCUUUACUAUUUAUUAUAAGUUAAUCGAUCACCAAGUGCAUUCUAGUGCGUGCAAUGUGUUCGGAUUUACGUGCACCAAGUCGUCCGAACUGAAUGUUUGUCAAGAGUUCCCCGAUAGCUGUACAAAUCUUAUCGGUGCCAUACAAACAUUGUACAUAUCGGAUUGCACGAAUGGCGAGACGAACCCUUACAACGAAGCGCGCAUACGUUUGGACGCCGCUUCGCCUCAGCCAAGUAACGUUAGCACAUCGACUGCUCAUUCCAGCAACAGUGAUUCCGGGAUUGGUUUUAAGGAUGAUUAUGGCAGCUGCUCAGGCAAGAACACGGCGAACGACUGCGGACGAAGAAGACAGUGCCCCUCCAAUAUGCAAUAUAGGAACGUAACCGCGCGGACAUCUCGGGAGUCCAUCAGCGAGGCAGCGGGGCACCGGCUGGCGGUUCGCGCGACGUCGGAAGUACGGUGGAACAAGGAACUAAAAUUCGACCCGGCUAAAGAGAUGCGGUUGACGGUGGGGAAUAGUGGGGGCACGACCACCACCUGCGUCCCUGCGGGAACAUCUGCCCCUGUAGCAGCGGCGGUAACGACGACGGCGGUACGAGGCUGCGCUUUGGCCAGUACGUCCGUUGGUUCCCUCGCGUCGGUUUGCACCACGGCGAUGCUCGACGGUAUCGAGGACGACACCGCCGAAUCGUCCAGGACAACGUCAUCCACGGAGAAGACGAAGCAGCGAUUCACGGACGCGAUCAACAACAAGCUCAGCCCGAAAGUGUACUGCGGUCAGGUGACCAAGUCGUUGGUGCACAGCCUGGAGGACGUGAACUCCAGCAUGGAGUACGCGCGACCCUUCUGUCACUCGUACACUGGCAAGCAGGACAAGCCGCGGCCUUGGGGAAGCCUGCAGGAGAUACGGAAUCUCGGCAACAGCGUCUCGGACAAUUGCAUACAUGGUAGCACGGAGUCUUGCGACAAGAACAAUGACUGCAAAGGGGUACACAUGUGGGCGAAUGGAUUUGAAAAACUUUUGGACGAUCCAAAGGGCUUGCAAACAUUCGCUGAGUUCCUCAAGAAGGAGUUUAGUCAUGAAAACAUAUAUUUUUGGGCUGCUUGUGAGAGAUAUAAAGAUACUAAAGACGCUGCUACGCGGCAUCGAUUAGCCUGUCAGAUAUACCAACGUCAUCUGUCGAGUACAGCCGCCGAGCCAGUAAACGUGGAUAGUCAUGCAUCGGGACAGAUUACUCAGGAACUGCUCGACGAAGCACCUGCGGAUCUAUUUUUACAAGCCCAGAAACAAGUAUUCAAUUUGAUGAAGUUCGACAGUUACCCGAGAUUCCUACGAUCGGAACUUUAUCGUGCCUGCUUGGAGGCAGGUACCGCCAUAGUUAAUACGGAAGACUGUGAUCUACAUCUUACGAGUUCGCCUAGUGUAAAGUUGAAGAAAAGCCACUCCGAUGCGGAAGAUCGUUGUCGAAAGUCGAUUCUUCCUUGGAACAGAAAGAACAGAUCUAAGUCGAAAGAUCGCGGCGAAACCGAAUACAACAAAGUCCCCAGUCGAAGUGAGACUAUAUAUAAGAGCUUUACAGCUAUUAAAAGAGAAACAGAAGGCAACAAUAAUGAAGACAGCGUGUCGAUAUCUAGCAGUCGAUCAUCGUUAGCGUCGUGGGAUUUGGCACUGCGGCAGUCGUUCAACAAACAUUCUGUAUCGUCCUGCGAAGGACAAGCGAACGAUAAGAAAGAAGCUCGCAACAAAUGUACGGGAUUGUGUCGAGUAAUAUUGCCUGAUGGGUCCACUACAGUAGUGACGACUAGCCAAACCGACAGCAUUAAAGACGUCGUUACCCGUCUCCUUGAUAAGAGAGCUCUACGAUAUAUUAACUAUGACGUACUGAUACUAGCGACAGAUGAGAUGGUAGACACAAAAUGUCCUUCAUCAGUAUUAGCAAGUCAAGAAGUGGAAGUCGUUCUCACGAAGGUUCUGAAGGUGGAAUUACCUUCGCGAAGAAUAAUAAGCAUUAUCGCACAUAAGGGUAAAACGCUGAAGGAUGUCUUGAGGCCUCUUCUAAAUAAAUACGGUUUUAAUUUAGAUUUAAUUAGUAUUUGGAGCGAGGGUCAUUGUGUUCCUAUGGACGUUAUGGCCAUCAAUGCUCCUACACGACUUAUUAUAAUGGCGAAUGAGGAAGAUUUUCAACGGGAGUUGCAUACUGCCAAGUAUCUGGACGAAUUACCACACGCACAACCAACUUUGGAUGAAAUUACCAAUAAAGUAUUCGAAGAACUCUUGGUUGGAAAGAGUAGGAAUAAAUAUCAGUAUAGCGAAGGGUCAUGUAAGUCUGAUGAUCAGCGCUCGGAAGGAUCUUCCAUAUUGUCCAGUAAAUUUUUCCUUCGCGAUUCAACGAUUCACGGAAAGAAGAAGGCAAAAUCUAAAUGUUGCAAUACAAGCGAGAAAGGUAAUACGAAUGAUUGCAUACACGAGGGAGCGCCUGUUAAAUCUCAGCCUCCAUUGAUCGCAAAGUGGCGUAACGGUGUGAAAUUGCAGCUUCCAGGCAGAUUCGACGGAGAUGAUUUAUACGAGGGACUGAAAAGAGCACAAAGAUCCAGACUGGAGGACCAGAGAGGAACGGAAAUCAAUUUCGAGUUACCGGACUUUUUAAAGAACAAGGAGAAUGGGAAACCGUCGGAUUGUAACAAGAUGCGAAGAAGUCGAGUAGUAUCGGCCAAUUGCGAGGGUACCACGAAGUUUUACGAUUCUAACGAAGAUAAGCAAAGCUGCAGCAGCGGAUACGAGUAUCCCGCGCACGUGACAAACGGAGGUGGUGUGAAUGAACGAUUCUCGGCCCUGGUUAAUAUUACGGAGCCUCUGAGUAAGUGCCUCGAUAGCUCGUUCACCUUAGACGGCGAUAGAACGUUAGUGGAUGGAGAUCAGACGGUCAUAGAGAACGGUACGAGUCCCCAAUCGAAGACUCUACACUCAGGAAGUUACGGUGCGGACGCGUCUCGCGCGAAAUUACCCAAACCUCCGCCGUUACCGCCGAAGCCGAAAAAUCUCGUCGUGAAUGUAGUGAAGAGCGGUUACAUCAUGUCCCCGAAAUCCUUACAGAGGUCUAAUCAUGUGAUCGAAUGAAGCAAUGGAAGCUUGUAGUAUUUCAUUGUAGAAAGAAAGAGAUAUUUUUCGCUUAGUAUUUCGCGCGAUGUUGCACGAUCGAUCAUUCAUACGCCGUAACGUAAAGUAUCGUCGUGCGAAUCACAUUUGCAUCGUUCGACAGGCAGAGAUGUCUAUUUCAUGGCGUGCAAGUUCACAACUUGAGCGAAAGAUAUGUUAGGAAUGAUUAGUCGCAUUCUCUUCCAUUACGCAUUUAUAUUCACAUUCCGCAAUUUAGAUUUUAACAGAAACAUUCUGUCCUGUCUAUGCCUUAAAUAUUAGGUGAUACAUUAACCGCGCGCGAUAUAUAUAUAUAUAUAUAUAUUUUUUUUUUAUAUAUAUGCCGAAUUUUUACUGUCAAGAGCCGUCUUGACUACAGAGAAACGAGAAAUGUGUCCAGGUGACGACAAUUCAUGCGCUUAUUAGAAGAUUACAUAGGAACAGAUUUUAAUAAAAAAGAAAGUUCCAAAAGUUGAAACGCAGUAGAAUAGAUUAAAAAGAAGAGGUAUGUUUCCGCAGUAUUCUAAAUAACUUUAUCGACAUACACGAAAUUUAUCGUCCUGUAGAGUAAUUUUCAUUAAGUUAUCGCAUUAUGCACGCCGGAGAGUUACGCGUGCAUUGCUUUGUAACAACGAAGAUAUUCAUUGCAGAAGAUUACGCGAAGCAAAUCAUAACAUGCUAUUGUGACAUGCUAAUAUAUUGUAUUACCUGAUUACCUGAAUUAAAUUAACAUAUUUUAUAAAUUUUAUGGAAAGAAAGGAACUUUAUGACAAUACUUCGACGUUGUGCUGUCUUUAAUUAUUUGGUGGAAUUUGCUGUUGAGAGCGAUCAAAGAUGACAAACGUCUUUCUUGUGUUAUUCCUUCCAAUUUUACAUGUACUAUGUAACAAAUACGAUGAUGUAACGAGAUUCUAACAAUUUUACGAUGAUGGACAAUUUGCAACGCCAGUGAUAUUUAAUGUACAAAUAUUAUAUACAAAUAUUGUACAGGUAUUAUACAAAAGAGAUCACUAGUAAAAACGAUUUUUCGCAGUGCUGCAAAUAUGGCAUAGCCAUUUUUUAACGUCACAGUAAAAACAUAAAGUGCUCGUCGUUAGUGAUUGCAAGUCAUUGAGCAGCUACAUGUAGAGACUUUGCAAACGAGAAUAUUAAUAUUUGGUGUCAGCAUGUCGACAACUACAGGAUUGUUUCUCUGGUAAUACAAUUGUUGAAUCUUUCGUUAUGUAUUAAAAACUGAUCACAGCAUUGUAAAUAUAUGACGUAUUUAUUACACACAGAUAUAUAAUAUAAAUAUUAAAUAUAUACUUAUAAUGCUGUGUGUUAUAUACAUAUUAAAAAGGAGCAUUGUAACGUAGCUCCUGGUUGUAAGGGCGUUGACAACGAAGACAAUGAAUUUAUAAAUCUGCGACAUAACAUUCUUACUUCAUAUAAAUCGAUAAAUAAAUUAUGUGAAAGUUUCGUUUUUUAUAGAGUA